CAGUUCCCUAUUUCCUGCCCGAAUUUAUGAAAAAGCAUAUCACAACAGUCAAAGAGAGAAUAGACGAGGCUGUCGACGAUGGCUUUUCAUCUAUCGAGGAACAGAUUGGCACAGCUUUGAUUUCUAAUCAUAUGGCCAACUCCGAUUUACGGGUAGCUCGUGUCUUGGUUCACUCCUUGAGAGAAGAAAUUCGCGCCCUUGAGGCGCAGAAUGAGAACCUACGGAAUGAGCUCCAGCGAUGCGAAGAGCGCUUGUAUCAACACGGCAGAGAGACGGAGGAAUGGGUUGACAGAAUGAAGGAGAUGCUCAGACGUAUUCCAGGGCAUGGUGAUGCCUAGGGGCCAGAGUCUUCAAUCACAAUCCGAAUUCAUGAUUUCGGUGUAGUUCGAUUUACUUUUGAGGACUACUUUAAGAGAUGGUGUUAAUUUGGACUAUUUGUGACGCGUCUAGGGCACUAGGAGUAGUUCGCCCAUAAAUAAUUAACAUGUUUUAAG
Talaromyces proteolyticus is the source of this 494-nucleotide messenger RNA. RefSeq lists its product as uncharacterized. The record is from RefSeq and is a predicted model, not a curated record. The coding region runs from base 27 to 338 and encodes 103 amino acids. The transcript has a single exon. Lineage: Eukaryota; Fungi; Ascomycota; Eurotiomycetes; Eurotiales; Trichocomaceae.